AUGCCUCCAGGAGCAAAUGCCAGCAAUUUAAAGAGCUUCCUUGCAGCAGUGAGGCUGGCUCACCGAGGCACCGAUGUUGAAGCGCUGCCUCUCUCAGUCUUGGUACCAGCAAAGACUUCGGAAGUUGAAAAACCUAAAACUAAGAUGAUCAUUACGUCGAGAAGAGACUAUCCGCUAACCAAAAAUUUUCCUUACUCCCUCGAACAUCUGCAGGCCUCGUACUGCAAACUUGCCCGAGUCGACAUGCGAAUGCUUUGUCUGAAAAAACUCCGAAAACUAGACUUAAGCCACAAUCAUAUCAAAAAGCUGCCAGAAACUAUUGGUGACCUUGUCAGCCUUCAGGAGCUUAAUCUGCACAACAAUCACUUGGAGUCCUUCUGCGUAGCUCUGUGCAACUCCACGCUUCAGAAGUCUCUCCAGUUUUUGGACCUCAGCCAAAAUAAAAUCAAAGCACUUCCAGUUCAGUUUUGUCAACUGCAAGAACUCAUUCACUUAAAGCUCGAUGAUAAUGAGUUGAUUAGAUUGCCGUUCAAGAUGGGCCAGCUAAGUCAACUACGCUUCCUGUCAGCAGCCCGUAAUAAGCUUCCAUUUUUGCCCAGUGACUUCAGAAAUCUCUCGCUUGAGAAGUUAGAUCUCUUUGGAAACCCUUUUGAACAGCCUAAUCCUCUUGUUCCCAGCAUACAGCUCAAAAUACCAUUAACUUUAUUAGAAUCUGCUGCAAGAGCAACAGUAAAUUACAGAAUCCCUUAUGGUCGUCAUCUCCUUCCUUCUCACCUCUGUGAAGAUCUGGAAGUAGCUAAAACAUGUCAAUGUGGAAAUGCCUGUCUAAGCUGCUUCAUUCAGACAACCGUGACCAUGAAUCUCCACUAUGUAGCUCAUACUGUGGUCCUUGUAGAUAACAUGGGAGGUACAGAGGCACCCAUUGUCUGUUACUUUUGCUCUCUAACUUGUUAUUCCCAAUUUCUAGAUAGAUAUCUGCAAAGUAAUAGGUGACCUUAAGGGACAGCAAGGCAUUGUUGUGGGAAGUUUCAUCCAGUGAUGGAGGACUCUGAAAUCAAAUGUUGCUUGGCUGUCCUUGUCUGCUGUUAUGAAAUGGAGACAAACCAUUGAAUGUGCACUACAAAUAGUUAAUAAUGUCAAACUUACAAAGCCUUCUCACUGGAAGCCUGAUGCGGUGUGUCUGCUUUAAAGUUUCACUAAUCUUAAGUAGCUAUCACUUCAGUGCAGAGAGAGAGAUCACUCCCAACUUGAAUCUUAGUAAGAAUGUAUUUUAGCUUGCUUAUAUUGCUGUAACUUUCUCCAAAGCUUCAUUAUUUUUUCUCUUUAUGCUUUUUUAUGGAAUAGGGGACCGCUUCUUGCCGGAAGGAGGGAGUUGAGUGAAUUUCUGCUUGUUUCUGUUGUCAAUCUUGUACGCCCUCCCUUGCUUGAUGCUCUGAAUUCUAUCAGCUAGAGAGUACUAGACUCUUUUCCUAGUCCAGAAUCUACUAUUCUCCUUCAGCAAGAGCACAGUGUGGUGCCUUUCCUGCUAGAGAGCAGGAGUCCUAUGUCUAUUCACUCGCUUGUUUAUUGCGGAGCAGCAAAGUAGUCUGCUGCCAAAGAGUAUGAGUAGUUCUAAAACACUCUUCAGGUAUUUCGGUUCCAUAAACAAUUCCAUGUGUAGGGUGCUCACCUCAAACAGGAAACAGUAUUGUGAUUUUUUUUUAUUGGAACAAAUGUUUUUUAUAACUUUGUCAUGUGAGAAAGAAAAGACAGCUUCACACUCACAACCUAAAUUGUUUACUAUUUCUAAGCAUCAUGUAAAUUUUUAAGGUUCUUGGGAUGUUCAUUAUAUGAUUACUUCAAUUAUUAAAUGGUGAAAUUCU
This is a messenger RNA of Trachemys scripta elegans, 1862 nucleotides long. RefSeq names its product leucine rich repeat protein 1 (gene LRR1). Gene Ontology annotation, molecular function: protein binding. Bases 1 to 993 code for a protein of 330 amino acids. The record is from RefSeq and is a predicted model, not a curated record. NCBI's taxonomy places the organism in Eukaryota, Metazoa, Chordata, Testudines, Emydidae. The transcript is spliced from 3 exons.